CGACGCCAGGGAGGAGCAGGAGCAGACUGACGGACAGAGAUGGGUAAGAAAAGUCGCCUCACAGGAGGAGCGGUCGGUCGAAGAACGAUACUACAGCUUUCACCUCCCGGGCUCCGUGGUGGGAAUGCCGGAGAGAGGGAAGAAGCUGCUUCGGGAUCCGAGGAUGAACAGGACGGCGAAGGAUUCAGAUUCGUGAGAGAAAGACAUACAAACAUGAAGGCUCCCGCAGUAAAAGCCACAGAGGGGUUGUCCUUGCUUGGAGCCUAUGCGGACAGUGAUGAUGAGGAUGCUGGAGACACGCUGCAUUCAGCUGCCAAACAGCCAGCUGACAUCGACAGUACACUUGCCAAUUUCAUGGCUGAAAUUGAUGCAAUCACCACUCAACCAAGUUCAGAUGAUGCUGCAUCUCAUCCUUCGGUCCCAACUGCCACCCCACCCAGACCUGAGGUUAAUACUCAGCAGCCAGCUGCCAGUGAUGGACAGAAUCAACAAAGCACAGAGUUUGAGUACAACACUGAGUACUCACUUGCUGGAGUGGGUGUAGAGAUGGGAGACUGGCAGGAGGUGUGGGAUGAGAACUCUGGCUGCUACUACUACUGGAACACUCUGACCAACGAGGUGUCCUGGGAGCUUCCACAUUAUCUAGCAGAUCAGGUGCAAAGCCUGGGGCAGUCUGCCAACAGUGUUAAUGGCAACGGCACAGCGCAUGCAGCUUAUCAGACCAAGGAUUCUACAAAUGCUACAUCUUCUGCAGCCCCGCCAUCAGUGAAAGAGACCAAAGUGAAGGAGGUCAUUGAGAGUGUCGUGGGCCUCACAAGUGAAGAGGAGGAGCGCCGUGGAGUGGCAGCAUCUCUUCUCGGACCUCUGAUCCCGUCUGAAGUGAAAGAAGCAGAAGAAAAAUGGAGAAAAAGACUGCUUAAAGGCUUAGAUGAGACUGAGAACAGUUUAGAUUCAGAUGGAGAAGGGGUUCGCCCAGUGGGAUCUCCUUCUACUCCUCUGCGGGACCCUGAACCAGUCCCCACUGUACAGAAAGAUCUUGGCGCCAAGAAGCAGUCGAGAGACAACUCAGAUGCUGAGGAGGAGACUGAGGAAGACACAAUGGAGCUGGAACUGGCUCUGGAGAGGAAAAAGGCUGAGCUCCGUGCACUGGAGGAGGGCGAUGUCAGUGCAGGCGGCUCUAGUCCUUGUUCUGAGACGAGUCAAGAAGCCUCUGGUACUCGUGGCCUUCCAGUAAAGAAGAACAGAUGGAAGACUGCCUUCCCCUCUGCACCCAGCCCUGACUCAAAUAGCAGAAGCUCAGACCAACAGGACAACACAGAGACCACACUUCCGAAAGUCCUGGAGAGCGUUGCGGAAGGAGAAGACAAGGAAACGGACAGUUCUGAGGAGAAGACGGUACCAAAGCCCCCAGUUAAAGAAGAGGUGGAAACAUCUGAGCUCAAAGUAGAAACGCCUGAGCUCAAGUUUCAGAUUGGAGAACUGGCAAACACCUUAACCAGCAAGAUGGAGUUCCUGGGAAUAAACAAAAAGGCGAUCUCGAACUUUCAGUUUCUUCUGCUACAAACUGAGACUCGGAUUGCUGACUGGAGAGAGGGCGCUCUGAAUGGGGUCUAUCUUCGUCGCAGACUUCAGGAAGCUGCCGAACACAUAAAAUAUUACGAACUUAACGCCACCCCUAAAGGCUGGUCUUGCCACUGGGACAGAGAGCACAGGCAGUAUUUCUAUGUGAACGACCGGACCAAUGUCUCCCAGUGGGAUUUUCCAAAAGAGGACAACAAGGAGGACGACCCGAAAGGCAGCCAGGGUACCCAGACACCGACUUCUAAUCAAGGGGACACCAAAACAUCCUCUGCACCUGCGGGUGGGGUCACAGGAUCCUCAGCAUUCACCACUGCUCCCCCGACAGCACCUCCUCAGCCCAGUGCAUCAUCCCUCUGGUUUUCAUCUCAACCCCCUCUUCCAGACAGCCCACCUCCACCAUCCAACAACCCCCCACCUCCGCCUCUCCCCCCAGGCUCACCGCCUCCACCUCCUCCCCCUCCUGACAGUGAUGGAGAGAUCAUGGAGGUGGAGAUGGAGAUGGAUGAUGACAAUGACAGUGAGCCUCCAGCGCCUGGAACAGAGGAAGAUGGCAGCGGGAGGCCUCCUUUACCUCCAGGCACUAGCAUGAAGAUUGUGGAGUCGUUGGGCGCCCUGGGGAAGGGUCAGAAGCGUAAAGCCAGCCAGCUGAGUAAAACGAUUACUAUCGGCAGCAGUCCCAUUCUCUACACCCAGCCUGCUGUCAGUGCAGCUCCUCUAAUGUCUGCAACUGCCUACUGGGGUGUGCCGGCUGUCCCCGCUCCUUUGGUCCCUUUUGAACCUCCUGUUCCACCUGUGCCUGCCCUUCCUCCUCAACCACCUCUGCCACCAUCCCAGCCGCCUUUUGAACCUCCUGGAGCCAAAGCUCUGCCCACAGACAAGACCAAGAAAAUCAAAAAGGAUAAGUCGAAGAAGAGUAAGAUCAAAAUGCCUUCCCUGGUGAAGAAGUGGCAGAGCAUCCAGAAGGAGCUGGAUGAAGAAGAGAAGAGCAGCUCCAGCGACGAGGACAGAGAUCUGCUUAACAAGAAGAGUAUUGAGGACUGGAAACAACAGCAGCUUGUGACCGGAAAAGCUUCAAAGAAUGCCAAUUUUGAGGCCCUUCCUGAUAACUGGCGGGACCGACUGAAGAAACGGAAGGUGACGAAUAGCACGUAACAUCCGACCUGGGACGUACACCGCCCAGUCAUUUUUUUUUUUUUUUUUUUUUUAAAUCCACUCCAACUAUUACCAUACAGUCAUUCUAAUCCACCUUAAGUUUUGUUAAACGAUCUAUGGACUUUCUUUAUCAUUUUCUGUGUUCAUAAUGGAGACAUUUAGAGGCCCUUACAUGGCAGGCCAUUCACCAGAGGGGUUUGAAUGUCCUUUUCUUGUUUUUGUAGCCACUGUUGUAAAUGUGCCAAAAGUCUCUCAGAAUAAGUUCACCACAUUUUGUAUAGACUCCACAUAGAUGACCACCACAGUUUGGAAGGAUUGUCUAUUUUAUUGAACAUUUUUACAGCUGUGUACAUAAAAUGUAUAAUGGGAUAAGCCAUGUUUUUGGAAGGGGAAGGGAAUGUUACUGAUCUUGUACAUUUUGUAAAAAGUUAUUAAACUGUUUUUCCAAAGCCA
This is a messenger RNA of Centropristis striata (black sea bass), 3186 nucleotides long. It is a transcript of the gene fnbp4, whose product is annotated as formin binding protein 4. Bases 40 to 2733 code for a protein of 897 amino acids. The transcript has 17 exons. Lineage: Eukaryota; Metazoa; Chordata; Actinopteri; Perciformes; Serranidae. The record is from RefSeq and is a predicted model, not a curated record. Gene Ontology annotation, molecular function: protein binding.